Lotus japonicus is the source of this 2101-nucleotide messenger RNA. RefSeq names its product cytochrome P450 CYP82D47-like. NCBI's taxonomy places the organism in Eukaryota, Viridiplantae, Streptophyta, Magnoliopsida, Fabales, Fabaceae. The transcript has 2 exons. Gene Ontology annotation, molecular function: oxidoreductase activity, acting on paired donors, with incorporation or reduction of molecular oxygen; heme binding; iron ion binding. The coding region runs from base 133 to 1752 and encodes 539 amino acids. The record is from RefSeq and is a predicted model, not a curated record. Gene Ontology annotation, biological process: defense response to other organism.
GUAAGACUUUUAACAAUAAUCAAUCUUCUGAACAUCUAUUUAUACAUACACAUGUGCCUUGUUCCAUAUUCCACUUGUAAUUAAACUCCAUCAUCCAACUGCUAGCUUGCACUAGAAUAUUAUUCCAUAGCCAUGGAUCUUCCCUCACAUUCGACAGUUACAUUCACAAUCUAUGCCACUCUUUUCUCACUCUUCCUUUGCAUUCUUUUUUGGGUAAAGGACAAACGCCGCACUGUAAACACACCACCACCACCACCGGAAGCCAGCGGCGCCUGGCCUUUAAUCGGUCACCUCCACCUUUUAGCUGGCUCCCAACCAGCUCACACCACCUUGGGUAACAUGACUGACAAAUACGGACCUAUCUUCACCUUGCGUUUAGGCGUUCACCGAACUUUAGUUGUAAGCAACUCAAAAAUGGCUAAAGAGUGCUUUACCGUUAACGACAAAGCAUUUGCUUCCCGUCCCAAAACUUUAGCUACUGAAAUUUUGGGCUUAAACUUUUCCAUGUUUGCUUUCAUACCCUACGGUUCCUAUUGGCGCCACGUGCGUAAGAUAGCAACCUUGGAGGUCCUCACCACCAAACGCAUAGAGAUACUUAAGCAUGUGAUGGAAUCGGAGAUUAAAGCAGCUAUGAAAGAGAGUUACAAUUUUUGGGUAAAGAUGAAGGAGAGUGGUGAUAUUGAUAAUGAUCAAAAGGCUAUUCCUAUUACUGAGAUGAAGAAGUGGUUUGGUGAUAUAACACUCAACAUCAUGUUUAGAACGGUGAUAGGAAAACGUUUAGUUGGGGUUGGUUGUGAUGGUGAAGUAGUGGAAGAAAAUGAAAGGAUACGAAAAGCAGUUAAGGACUUUUUCCAUCUCAGUGGUUUGUUCCCUGUGUCUGAUGCGAUUCCGUUUUUGAGAUGGUUGGAUUUGGAUGGAGCAGAGAAGAAGAUGAAGAAGACAGCCAAAGAGUUAGAUGAUUUUGCUCAGGUUUGGCUUGAGCAACACAAACGCAAUAGAGACAUUGGUUCAGGGGAAUGGGAUGAGGGUAAGCAUGACUUCAUGGAUGUGCUUAUUUCCACCGUUGAUGAUGAAGGUUUUGAUGGUCAUGAUGCCGAUACCAUAAUCAAAGCUACAUCUCUGUCAUUAAUUUUGGCUGCUGCAGACACUACAACAGCGACAUUAACUUGGAGUCUCUCUUUACUUCUCAAUAAUCGUGAAAUCUUAAAGAAGGUUAUACAUGAGUUAGACACACAAAUUGGUAAAGAAAAUUUGGUUGUGGAAUCAAAUUUGGAGAAGUUGGAGUAUCUCCAAGCCGUUAUCAAAGAAACAUUGCGCUUAUAUCCACCCGGACCACUUGGUGUGCCUCACGAGUCCAUGGAAGAUUGUAUUGUCGGUGGAUACCAUGUUCCUGCUCAAACACGUCUUUUGACUAACAUUUCAAAACUUCAACGAGAUCCCUUUCUAUAUUCCAAUCCCUUUGAGUUUCACCCAGAGAGAUUUCUCACAACCUAUAAAGAGGUUGAUCUUAAGGGCCAACAUUUUGAAUUGAUUCCAUUUGGCGCAGGUAGAAGAAUGUGUCCUGCAAUGUCAUUUGCUCUUAAACUAAUGCAGAUGACACUUGCUACUCUAUUACAUGGGUUUGAAAUAAUGACGGUUGAUGGUGGACCAGUUGAUAUGGUUGAAGAAAGUGGAUUAAGCAACAUAAGAGCUUCCCCGCUCCAAGUCAUUCUUACACCACGCCUAUUUUCCCAAGUUCAUGAUCAAAAUUGAACUAUAUACAUGGUUAAAUCUACCCGUCAUAUACAAAUAAAAGAGGUUUAAUUCUACUACAUCGGGUGUUCAUUGCAAAUUGCAAUCGCAGUGGAGGUGUAAUUAUUAAAUAAAAUUAUUUUCUAUAUAGCUUUGUCUACCGUGUACAAAAAAAAAAUAGUGUACGUUACAAAUUGGAUUUCUACCUCCAUAAUUGAUAGGUGCAAAUUAGUCACUUACCAUUAUGUGUUUUAUGAUUCCUGAUUUCUUACUUUCUUCAUCGAUUACUCUCCCCUCCCUUUAACAAUCCUUAUAUUGUCAUUGAGAUGAACACAUGAAAAAGCAUUAGUGAAAUACACGUUCUUAUCAA